Molecule: messenger RNA, 1280 nt
Organism: Schistocerca nitens (vagrant locust)
Lineage: Eukaryota; Metazoa; Arthropoda; Insecta; Orthoptera; Acrididae
Product: homeobox protein ESX1-like
Exons: 2
Coding region: 53-865 (270 amino acids)
Source: RefSeq, a predicted model, not a curated record
UAAAAGCGAAAGAACGCCUCACUGCGGUUCUCAGUCCAGCUCACGCAGCCACAUGGCCAAGCUACUGAUAAUCGCAGAGGUGUUCGCAUUCUAUGUCACUAUAGUGCGUGCACAAUAUAAUGAAGGUGAACGCCAAGGAGUUUCAGAGCCAAGCGAUUUUGCCAUUGGAAGUGAUUCGGGCUUCAGACGACACAGUGAAAAAAUACAUGAAGACUAUUACUUUUCUAAGCACAUCAAUCAACAAGAUUUCCAGGGAGCAAGUGAUGAUAUAGCUCCCCAUUUCAUCAACCAUAUUGUCAAAACUUCGAGCUCCAGUUCAUAUGGCCCAUCUGUAAUCUUAGACAGGAGUGCUAGAUCGGUUCCUAUAGCACCAAACUUACGGCCCCUUCCUAACAAUCCCAAUCUGAGACCUAUACCCUCUGACCCUAGCUUGCAUCCCAUACCCUCAGAUCCCAAUGUCCAGCCAAUCCCAUCGGAUCCAAAUUUAAAACCUAUUCCUUCAGAUGCCAAUCUUAGACCUAUACCUACUGACCCUAACCUCCGCCCCAUACCGUCAGAUCCGAAUUUAAAACCCAUUCCUUCAGAUUCCAACCUUAGGCCUAUAUCCUCUGACCCUAACCUCCAUCCCUUACCAUCAAAUCCCAAUGUCCGUCCGAUCCCUUCAGAUCCAAACUUAAAACCGAUACUUUCAGAUCCCAAUCUUCGACCUAUACCCUCUGACCCUAACCUCCGCCCCAUACCGUCAGAUCCGAAUUUAAAACCCAUCCCUUCAGAUCCCAAUCUUAGACCUAUAACCUCUGACCCUAAUCUUCGUCCAAUACCAUCAGAUCUCAAUGUCAGCCUCUACCGUCAGAUUCAAACUUAAGGCCCAUCAGUUGAGGUCCUGAUGUAUAACUAGUUUUUUCGGAUUCAAAUGUAAGAUCAGCCGUCCCCUAUCCCAGUGACGUAUUAAUCUCUAAAUAUCCAAAUUCAAAGUUAAUGUCCUUCCAGUGUAAUAUUAUAAAUAUACCUUUGCCCUCAUCACUCCACAUCCCAUAUUGAGGCCUCUAGCCACAAUUCUUACAAAGGACCAAUUUCAUUAGCUACCUGCGUCCAUUCUACACCCUCAAGCCAGUAUACCUUACCAUUACACUCUAUACCCAUAUUCGUCAAUGAUUUAGUGACUUCAAAAACUACUGCGUUCUAUGUAUACUAUUUUAAACUGUGUGACACUUUUAAUAUUUUCAGAAAUAUUGUAAUGUACCACAUAAGUAAUUUUAACUUUAUGCCGUUUAAACAAU